This is a messenger RNA of Schizophyllum commune H4-8, 996 nucleotides long. RefSeq lists its product as uncharacterized. The coding region runs from base 1 to 996 and encodes 331 amino acids. The transcript has 6 exons. Lineage: Eukaryota; Fungi; Basidiomycota; Agaricomycetes; Agaricales; Schizophyllaceae. The record is from RefSeq and is a predicted model, not a curated record.
AUGGGCGUUCAGCAGAGGUCCUCACGGUAUGCCAAUCUCAGUGAACGCUUCGGGCGUGCUUAUGGAUCCUCAGAGGAGCAGCAUGAUGUCUGGAACAGAACGCAAAAUGUCGCCAUGCCAGGAAUCAGAUUCGCAGGCAACGCUGCUGCGUACCGCAUCAUAUGGGUUCCGAAGACCCCGGUUGACGCGCGGGAAGCGCGCCUACUCCUGGGACCACAAGGUCAGCAGGCGCUUGCCGCUGAGAAGAAGGACAGCCGCCGUAACUGCGACCGACAGCAGCGAUGCACGGAGGAUGUGAUUCACGAAAGCAAACAGACGCGUUGGGCAGCGGGCACUUCAUCAACACUCGCCGUCUCUGGCACUCAUGGACGCCCUCAGUCUUCCUUCACUUGUCCUAUAUGCUUCCUCCUUGACUUUUUCCAGCUGCGACCUUCCAAUGCGCUUCCCACGGACACCAAACCUCCUGAGAAUCAUGCGAGGCUGAUCUGGAGCCGAUCAUGCGACGAUAAUGGGCGCUUAGGGAGGGCACCGUCGCAUAUAAGAGGUACGCGGUUCUUCGUCGCUAUCCAUCCUCACCACAUCGACAUGUCUUCACCUCCUGAGAACAUCGCGACGGCCCUUCGCACCGCCCGGGUUCUGAGCGCCCUCCUCAAGCCAGGCCUUGAAGAGAUUAUCCGCGCCCGCGACAACACCCUGCGUUGCGCGUGCGGCAAACUUGCCAACGGCCGGGCACAGCCUUGCAACCAACCCAUCUGCAAGGAUUGCGGCAAGAACGAGUGCCCUCGCUGCAAGAAGCCGGCGUCGAAUCCGAACCCGUCGUGCGAGUUCCAUGCCGGUCCAUGCUGCCCGUACUCGCACGGUGGCGCGUACCAUUUCGUUACCGGACAUCGACCUUUGCCCGAGAAUGGCGGGGAAUUGCUGGACGUGACUUUGAAGCAGGCGGAGCAUAUGAACGAGCUUCUUGACCACCUAAUCGUACUCACCAGGGACAUGUAG